GGAUUAUUCAACUAUUCGAGUUGAAUUGACAUUUACAAUCAAUCCUAGUUCAUGAACUUGGAUUCAAUUCACAUACAACCGUGGCUAUCCACUUCCCCGCUUAGCUCGGUGGUAUACCAUCAGACGAGCUCCAACUGAUAUCUUCGAGCUCUGUCUAAAUAAGACCUAUGCCACUUCCACAGCCCAAAAGAGUCGCAAUCAUAGGAGGUGGUUGCACCGGUGUCACCUCCUUUUGGGCUUUGCAACAUUCGGUCCACGAUGUCCAUCUCUUCGAGACUUCUUCCGAAUUGGGUGGGCGUAUCAAGACAGUGCCCUUUGAGUAUGACGAGGGUCGAGUCGAUGUGAAUACAGAAUCCCCGUGUUUUAAUCUAGAGGAAUCUCCCAAUUUCGUCUCGCUUCUACGGUGUCUUAGGAUAUCUACAUCUCCGAUUCCUCUCAAUUUUGGUGCAUCCGAUGGCCUUGACACAAACCAAUGGGGAUGCAGCGUCUUAGAAAAUAUGCUCCUGCAUCCCCGGUAUCUUUGCCGCUUAGAGACCUAUCGGAUCCUGUUUGAUAUUAUCCGGCUCAGAUACUUGGCUCUAGACGUAUUAGCAGACAAGGCUUUGUUUAGCUCACAGCACCGCUCACAACAUUCUUUAGAUGCUUACAAUUACCUAUUAAAUGAAGGGCUCUCGUCUAGUUUCCGGGAUAAGUACCUGGCUCCUCUGCUGUCAACAUUAUGGGCCACAAAUGCUGGUCGCUUUCUUCCCUGUCUUUCAAUAAGGGAUCUAGCUCGUUUCCUGCAUGAUCAUGAUCUGCUUCGCAUUCGAAGGUUCUCGACAACAUGGCGGCGUAUGGAUGUAACUGCCAGUCAGUUUAUCCAACGCAUGGCAGGCAGCUUUCCCGCUAGUAAAGUCCAUCUUGGGACGAAGGUCCGGCAAGUCGAGAGAACUGGGAAUGAGAAAUACAAUAUCUUCACUUCCGACUCCGAGAAGAUGAACUUCGAUCAUGUUAUUUUCGCUGUUGAUAGCGACGAGACUAUUCGGCUGCUCCAGCCAACAAAGAGCGCCAAAGAGAGGGAGAUCUUGCAAGAUAUACGGAUAACGAAGAACAUUGCUGUUUUGUAUUCUGACCCUCUCUCAAUACCCAACGCUCACUUUAAUUAUAUCAUAUCCCCCGACCACCACCCUAAUCACCACCCGCCAAUAGCUUGCCUAACUCACAACGUAAAUACCUUCCAAAACAUACCAACCAGCCUCGCUGGCCCCAUCUCCAUCACCGUAAAUCCCUUCGCCCCUCCGCAUCCGACCCUCGUCCAGGCUGUCUGGGAAUUCACCGAUUCCGAAAUCAGUACUACGACUCUCCAUGCCCUCCGUCGUCUACCAUCUAUUCAGAAUAUGAACGGGUUAAGUUACUGCAGCACAUGGACAGGACGUGGCUUCUUUGAAGAUGCAGUUACGGGUGGUUUGAAAGUCACGGCGGAGCAUCUAGGCGCGGUUGUGCCGUUUGAGGUUGAAUUGCACGAAGGGAGUUUGGAUGAUGGGAAGUUCGAGGCUGGAUUGGCUAUGGGGAUAAGGGAUCAUUUUGUUCUUACCGCUUUGGGGUUGGUAAAGGUGUAUGUGAGGGUUUUCGAGUUGGCGUCCAUAUUAUUGGGGCUCUUUUGGGCUUGGAUAACGAAAGGUCGAACUUGGAAAAGAUAG
This is a messenger RNA of Aspergillus ruber CBS 135680, 1679 nucleotides long. RefSeq lists its product as uncharacterized. NCBI's taxonomy places the organism in Eukaryota, Fungi, Ascomycota, Eurotiomycetes, Eurotiales, Aspergillaceae. The transcript has 3 exons. Gene Ontology annotation, molecular function: oxidoreductase activity. The coding region runs from base 168 to 1679 and encodes 503 amino acids. The record is from RefSeq and is a predicted model, not a curated record.